ACGGCCUACAAUUCCCGUCAACCCUUUCGGCAGGAUUGUCGUAACCAGCCUUUGCCAACAACUUCAAACAGCCCAUUCGGAACCUGUCAGCGGUGUGUCGCCUGGUAGUGCCGCUUCUUCCUUUGGUCUGAGAACUGGAAACAUGCUGUCCUUCGCCCUGAGACAACUCACACGGCCACUGUGCCAGCGAGCCUCAGUUCGUCUCAGUGUACGUGGCCAGCAGUCCCACGCUGCCAACCAUACAGUGGAUGAAGAUCGUCCGUGGACGGGCCAGGAAAGCCUGGCUCAGGACGACCCUGAGAUGUGGGAUCUGCUGCUGAAGGAGAAGGACAGGCAGUGCCGCGGCUUGGAGCUCAUUGCAUCGGAGAAUUUCUGCAGUCGAGCAGCUCUGGAAGCUCAGGGCUCCUGUCUGAACAACAAAUACUCUGAAGGCUACCCAGGGAGAAGAUACUAUGGUGGAGCAGAAGUGGUCGACCAAAUUGAGCUGCUGUGUCAGAAACGAGCCUUGGAGGCCUUUGACCUGGACCCAGCUCUGUGGGGUGUCAACGUCCAGCCAUACUCUGGCUCACCCGCUAACUUUGCUGUCUACACCGCCGUGCUCAACCCCCAUGACCGCAUUAUGGGCCUGGACCUGCCCGACGGAGGACAUCUGACCCAUGGCUACAUGUCCGAUGUGAAGAGGAUCUCAGCAACCUCAAUCUAUUUUGAGUCCAUGCCUUACAAGCUAAAUACUGCAACAGGACUCAUAGACUAUGACCAGAUGGAGAUGACGGCCAAGCUGUUCCGGCCCAAGCUCAUCAUCGCUGGCACCAGUGCCUAUGCCCGCCUCAUUGACUACGCCCGAAUCAAGAAGCUGUGUACCGACAUUAAGGCCUACAUGCUAGCGGACAUGGCCCAUAUCAGUGGCCUGGUGGCUGCCAAAGCCAUCCCCUCUCCCUUUGAACAUGCUGACCUGGUCACGUCUACCACACACAAAUCCCUCCGAGGAGCCAGGGCUGGCCUCAUCUUCUAUCGUAAGGGUGUUCGCUCAGUGGACAAGAAGGGGAAGGAGAUCAUGUAUGAACUGGAGGACAAGGUGAACUUCUCUGUGUUCCCCUCCCUGCAGGGCGGACCUCAUAACCAUGCCAUCGCUGGUGUGGCUGUGGCACUCAGACAGGCUCACUCUCCCAUGUUCAAGGAGUAUAUCGACCAGGUACUAAGAAAUGCCAAGUCUAUGGCUACAGCUCUUCUCAACAAAGGCUACACCCUGGUAUCAGGCGGGACUGACAACCACCUGGUCCUGGUUGACUUGCGGCCUAAGGGCAUUGACGGGGCUCGGGCCGAGAGGGUGCUGGAGCUCGUGUCAAUCACUGCCAAUAAGAACACCUGCCCUGGGGACAAGAGCGCCCUGACUCCUGGUGGCCUCAGGCUAGGUGCUCCAGCCUUGACAUCCAGACAGUUCAAAGAAGCUGACUUUGUGCAAGUUGUCGAGUUCAUGGAUGAGGGCUUCAAGAUUGCCUUGGACGUCAAGAAAAAGACAGGAAAACUCCAGGACUUCAAAAACUUCCUUCUUCAGGACCCAGAGACCAUGGCUCGCAUGGCCAACCUGCGCCACCGCGUUGAAGCUUUUGCCAGGCCCUUUCCCAUGCCAGGCUUCCACGACCAUUAAACCAAGUAAUAUAGAGUUUGUGGGGCCAUAACAGCCAGGUGGCAGAAAGCUGGCUGGGCAAAACUGUACAAGGAGAGGGAAAAAUCUCAUGAUAGUGAAAUGUGGUUAGUGCCUGUGAAUCAGGAUGACUCCCUUUUUUCCAAUCACAUAUGGGAAACCACUUUUUUUUUUUAAUACUACUUUGUCGUAAUCCAUCAAUCCGUUCUUGUAAAAACUUGAGGUAAAGAAACAAUAAAAUUUGACAGAUUUUGUAGAGCCAAAUAACAUAUUUUCUAUUGUAUGUGUACAAAUCUUUCUCAGUUGUCAUUGUGCCAUUUCUUAGUGUGUGUGGGAGGGAAAUCAAAUCAAAUGACAAAUGGCUCUCUGUAUCAGACUCUGUGACUUGAUUUGUGUAUAAUUUGUUUUUAUAAUGAGAUACACUGAGAGGUCUUAGUGCUGUAAAGAGUCUUAACUAAUGUCUAAUUUAGAUUAUUAUAUUCACAUAGAGAUGUGUGCAUGAUAGCUUUCUUUUCUGUUGAAAUAGGAUGAAAUAAGGUACACAAGGAGGCUUCAUGAAGUGAAGGGUUGUUCUGUCAUACAAUGUUGUGUUGGACUUUUAAUAUCUGUGGGGAAAGUUUUGUUGAAGAUCAGAAAUUAACCCAAAAUGUUGUCAAAAUAUAAUUUAUGAAAGUUAGCCCUUUAAUUUAUUGAUUUGUGCAACUUUAAAAGUCAGAUUAUACAGGAAAUGGACUAACCGCUUUUAAUUAUACUAUAGUCAAAGUCAGAAAGCAACACUACAACCUGUGUUCAAAAUGUUUACACUGUGAGAUGUUUUUUAAACAAAAAUCAAAUAUAAGCUUCAGAAAGUAGAAUUUAAUGGGAAUUUGCAUUAGAUUGCAUUGCAAAAAAGAUUUCCACCUCUAUCCGAGGAUGUUAUUUUCUUUUAACGCCGUUUCUCUUUUUUUCUUCCAGCAUAUCAUUAAUGUCAGAUUUGAAUUGCUAUAUAUUUUGUUAUGACAGAUAAAUAACCAAAUGAAAAAAUAACAAAUGUCAUUCUGGAUUUUUUUUUUAUACUUUAAGUGUGUUUACAAAGAGUAUAUACUUUUCUAUGUUUUAUUUUAAAAAGAAUUAACUAUGUAACAGCUAUCAUUUAACAUAUAUCUUAAGAUUUCCAAUACCAGCUGAUUUGUUGUACUAGAAAGACUAUAGUGCAGUCUGCCUGACUUCAGUGUCAUUUAUUUCACCAUGGUGUUCAAUGAUAGAAACUGAAGGAGCUUGAUUUGAAAAAAAAAAAAAAAAAACUGAUUCUUUUUUUGUCUUAUCUGGCUUACAGAUUGGAACUGUCAUUAUCACUGCAUCAGUGAGGAAGCAAGAUUUCCGUUUGUGAAAUGAUCAUACAGCACAGAGGAAAGGGUGUUAGAAAUAGUGUGGUUACUUUCUUGCUUUGCACAAAACAGCUGUCAAAGUGAACAGAAUCAAAUGAAUUAUAAACCUCACAAGUUUUUGACAACCGAUAGACUAGACUUUGCCAAAAUUAACCAAUAAGUAUUUUA
Molecule: messenger RNA, 3180 nt
Organism: Sander lucioperca (pikeperch)
Lineage: Eukaryota; Metazoa; Chordata; Actinopteri; Perciformes; Percidae
Gene: shmt2
Product: serine hydroxymethyltransferase 2 (mitochondrial)
Exons: 12
Coding region: 143-1648 (501 amino acids)
Biological process (GO): protein homotetramerization; folic acid metabolic process; purine nucleobase biosynthetic process
Cellular component (GO): nucleus; cytoplasm; cytosol
Molecular function (GO): pyridoxal phosphate binding; glycine hydroxymethyltransferase activity; serine binding
Source: RefSeq, a predicted model, not a curated record